This is a messenger RNA of Rosa rugosa (rugosa rose), 654 nucleotides long. RefSeq lists its product as uncharacterized. NCBI's taxonomy places the organism in Eukaryota, Viridiplantae, Streptophyta, Magnoliopsida, Rosales, Rosaceae. Gene Ontology annotation, molecular function: RNA-DNA hybrid ribonuclease activity; nucleic acid binding. The coding region runs from base 1 to 654 and encodes 217 amino acids. The transcript is spliced from 2 exons. The record is from RefSeq and is a predicted model, not a curated record.
AUGGGGCAACCAUUAGCAAUGCAAGAAUUCUUUUGUUUAGGAAACAGAGAAGAUUGUUCAACUGAAGAUGGAUUACACCUGUUCAGAGAUUGUGGUGUUACCACAUGCUUUUGGGUGUGUACCAAAUUGGGCCUUUUGGCCAAGAAGGUGGCUGCUUCAUGCGUGGAGGGUUGGGUGUUGAACGUCAUUGAUAAAUUGGAUGGUAACAAAUGUUGUGCUUUUUUCAUGGCACUUUGGGUCAUAUGGUCUGAAAGAAAUAAUGUUUUGUGGAAUGGGAAUUUCUUCUGUGCAUCUAAUGCUGCUCAAUGGGCUAGUAAAUUUCUUGAGGAAUAUCAGCAACUUCAUGUGCAUGGAAAUGCGAAAGGUAAAAGGGAAAAGACCAAAUGGCAGAACCCUCCUAGUGGGCGUCUGAAAGUGAAUGUGGAUGGGAGCUACCGGGCUGAUUAUAGUGAUGGUGGAGUGGGAGUUGUGAUACGUGAUGAAAAUGGUAUGUGUUUGUCAGCUCUGGCUCGGUAUUUCCCACAUGCUUCAUCUGCUUUACAUAAGGAGGCUGAAGCAUGUAGGGCUAGGCUCUUAUUGGCAAUCCAUCAGGACAUGACCGUUAUUGACAUUGAGAGCGAUUGUUCCCUUGUUGUCACUGCUCUACAGCGUUAG